AUGUUAUCUCGUCAGUACAUUGAUAACAACAUGAGGGCAAGUGCCUGGUCCUACAGUGCCAACAAGGACAAGAAGAAAAAUGUGCCUGAUCAUCUUCUCAGUUCUACUACAGCCGAAGGUGACGCAGGCAGUAAGAGUACGUAUGGAUCUGCAGAUCGUUGCUGCACAGUCUGCGCCGGUGGGUUGUUUCUCCCCCGGCAAAUGACGGACUCGGACGAAGCCGCACCAGCCCUGGUGGAUGUCGGCUCCAUGUCCAUGUCCAUGUCCUUGUCCUUAUCCGUGUCGUCGCCAGCCCGAAACACCCGUGGCACUCCAGCCAGCCCCACAUCAAUGGUAUCGCCUACAUCAAUGCUAUCGUCUCCCAGCUGGUCUUCUUCUCGGAAACUGGAACGUUUCGAACAAGAACGAAGGAGCAGUUCUUCGGGGGGCAAGGACCUUCCUGAAGUUGCUCGCAUUCAUCAGGACGAAAUCUUGUUGGGUAAGAAGUACGGCAAAGGUGGCUCAUCAACUGUCUUUGAAGUGACUGGUUUCAAUCUAGGCCAUGUCCCUGCGAAUGCAGCAGCUGAUAAACAGCAGCAACGACAACAACAAGUACUUCGGGAAGCCAUCACUGGAUCCUUCCCGCAGAAGGAUCGGUACGUGUUGAAGAAACUGAGUACCCGCAUCGAGUCUGGACUACCAGACGACAAGUACGCAAGGGCAUGCGCCAUUAAUCUUGUCCUGGAAGCCAACAUCUUGCGUGUCUUGAACCAUCCCAAUGUCCUCAAGUUGCACGGAAUGAGUCCUCCUGAGGAAGAAGCGCCCUAUCUGAUCCUCACAUGUCUACCAGAAAGCAUGGAACUUCGCAUCUUGCAUUGGAGGAAUCUGGUCAGAAAGCAAAAAAAACACUUGAGCACUUCUGGUGGGAGCAUGUGGAGGAUGGUUUCCGCCGUGGGAGGGAGUAAGAAACAGGCAUACUCCGCACAUAUAAAGCUUCGCAAGCUCUUGUGGGAACGUCUGCAUGUGGGACGGGAUAUUGCUCGUGCAGUGGAUCAUCUUCACAGCAAAGGCAUCAUCUACAGAGACUUGAAGGUUAGCAAUAUUGGGUUCGACUCCAGUGGGGUGGUCAAGAUCUUUGACUUUGGGAUCAGCCGGUUCUUGCCUCGAUCCUCCUCGGAGGGCAAUGGAACUGGCAAUGGCAAUGACGAAGAGACAUUUGCAAUGUCCAAGGCAGGCACAAAGAUGUUCAUGGCCCCCGAAGUCAUGGGGAAACAACCCUACAAUUGCAAGGCAGACGUCUACAGCUUUGGGGUCUUGUUGUGGCAAUUGUUGGCCAUUUCCACACCGAAACCUCUGAUUGAUGAUCUCAACAGUUGCAGCACCCAGGCCAUUGGUGUGGAUCAGUUUCCAAUAUUCGAUUUCCCCAUGUGUCCCUGUUGGCCCGCGACUACCCGAGACUUGAUCCAGAGCCUCAUGUCUCUGGACGCACGGGGAAGACCCAGCAUGGAGGAGGCACACGUGGCCUUGACGUAUCAACUGGAGAAGCUAAAGCGCGCAUUUACUCAACAAGAUUCGGUGCCUGUCUUGUCGGCAGUGUCAUCCGUUCGGUUGGCUUCCUCCCAAUCUUUCCGUAGGCCAUAG
Molecule: messenger RNA, 1620 nt
Organism: Seminavis robusta
Lineage: Eukaryota; Bacillariophyta; Bacillariophyceae; Naviculales; Naviculaceae
Source: the annotation of a GenBank genome assembly